AUGCACUCUCAUUUGACUACGCGUCCCUUUGGAGCGAAUACGGUGAUUGUAGCCCUAAACGCCGUGCUUUAGGCGUCCUGAACGCGCAAGUUGUCAUGGGAUCAUUCUUGCCUAAGGGAGAUUGGGAGGAGGGGACGGGGGCCGUGGAAUGUUUUCUGGUGUCGCACAUGAACAUUGUCACUGGUGCUGGUCUUCCAUCACGUCGGUCGCAUGGAUCCUACAGAAGAAUCAUACGGGUAGCACGUAUGACACGGCAGCAACAUUGUAGGAUGGCCGGAAAGCAAGCACACAAGACAAGUUAGACCGUUACAGCGUAAUGGAGACGACGCCUCCUUCUCCUUGCGAGGAAGCUACAGCCCGUGUUGGGAGAUUUUUUUCUGCAAUAUCUGUCUUCAACUCAUCGCGCAAAAGGUUCAGCGACCAUUGUUCCCGUAUCGAGUUGUGCUGGCAGAAAUGCCUCUCUGUCUCCACCUUUUUCUCUGUACUGUCGAGGGAAACCUGAAAAUAGGUGUCAGUACCAACAGGAUAUCCUGGUUGUUUACAAACCUUGGGUUCGU
Molecule: messenger RNA, 557 nt
Organism: Ectocarpus sp. CCAP 1310/34
Lineage: Eukaryota; Phaeophyceae; Ectocarpales; Ectocarpaceae
Source: the annotation of a GenBank genome assembly